GGGCCUUGCUGGAGGCGGGGCGGGCCGGCGCGCCCCGGGCUUGGCGCUGGAGGAGCCUCCCCCGGUGCCGCGCUGCCCACCAUGGCCAAGCCCACCAGCAAAGACUCGGGCUUGAAGGAGAAGUUCAAGACGCUGCUGGGGUUGGGGCCCUCACGGCCACAUGCCAGGUCCACAGAGGGCAAGCACACGGAGUUCGUGAUCACAGCCGAAAUCCUGAGAGAGCUGAGCGUGGAGUACGGGCUGAGCAAUCGCAUCCGAGUCAUAGGGCAGAUCUGCGAAGUGGCGAGAACCAAGAGGUUUGAGGAGCACGCCGUGGAAGCACUAUGGAGGGCCGUCGCUGACCUGCUGCAGCCCGACAGGCCGCCAGAGGCCCGCCAUGCUGUGCUGGCCCUGCUCACCGCCAUUGUGCAGGGCCAGGGGGACCGCCUGGGCGUGCUGCGAGCCCUCUUCUUCAGGGUCAUCAAGGACUACCCCUCCAAUGAAGACCUGCACGAGCGGCUGGAAGUGUUCAAGGCCCUCACAGACAACGGGAGACACAUCACCUACUUGGAAGAAGAAUUGGCUGACUUUGUCCUGCAGUGGAUGGAUGUCGGCUUAUCCUCAGAGUUCCUGCUGGUGCUUGUGAACCUGGUCAAGUUCAACAGCUGUUACCUGGACGAGUACAUCGCAUCCAUGGUUCAGAUGAUUUGCCUGCUGUGCAUCCGGACCACGUCACCCGUGGAUAUAGAGGUCUCCCUGCAAGUGCUGGACGCCGUGGUCUGCUACAACUGCCUGCCUGCCGAGAGCUUGCCCCUGUUCAUUGUCACCCUCUGCCGCACUGUCAACGUCAAGGAACUGUGUGAGCCCUGCUGGAAGCUCAUGCGGAACCUGCUGGGGACACACCUGGGCCACAGCGCCAUCUACCACAUGUGCCGCAUCAUGGAGGACCGAGCCUACAUGGAAGACGCCCCGCUGCUGAGAGGAGCCGUGUUCUUUGUCGGCAUGGCGCUCUGGGGGGCCCACCGGCUCUACUCCCUGAAGAACUCCCCCACAUCUGUGCUGCCCUCCUUCUAUGAGGCCAUGACCUGCCCCAACGAAGUGGUGUCCUACGAGAUCGUGCUGUCCGUGUCCCGCCUCAUCAAGAAGUACCGGAAGGAGCUGCAGGCCGUGACCUGGGACGUGCUGCUGACCAUCAUCGAGCGGCUGCUCCAGCAGCUGCAGACCCUGGAGAGCUCGGGCCUCCGGGCGCCCGUGCACGACCUGCUGACCACCGUGGAGGAGCUGUGUGACCAGAACGAGUUCCAUGGGCCACGGGACAGGUUCUUCGAGCUUGUCGAGAGGCACGCUGAGCAGAGACCGGAGGCUUCCAUCCUGAACCUGAUCUCGUACCGGGCUCAGUCCAUCCACCCAGCCAAGGACGGCUGGGUCCACCACCUGCAGCGGCUGAUGGAGCGCUUCUUCAGGAGCGAGUCCCGCAGCGCCGUGCGCAUCAAGGUGCUGGCUGUCCUCUCCUUCGUGCUGCUCAUCAACCGGCAGUUCUACGAGGAGGAGCUCAUCAACUCAGUCGUGCUCUGCCAGCUGUCCUCCAUCCCGGAGGACAAGGACCCCCAGGUCCGAAAGCUGGCUACCCAGUUGCUGGUGGACCUGGCAGAGGGCUGCCACACCCACCACUUCAACAGCCUGCUGGACAUCAUUGAGAAGGUGAUGGCCCGCCCCCUGUCCCCACCCCCUGAGCUGGAGGAGAGGGACUGGCCUGCCCACUCGGCCUCCCUGGAGGAGGUGAAGACCGCCGUCCUGGGGCUCCUGGUCAUCCUGCAGACCAAGCUCUACACCUUGCCGGCCAGCCACGCAGCCCGAGUCUACGAGACACUCGUGCACCACCUACAGCUGCACUACAAGCACGCUUACAGCCUCCCCAUCGCCAGCAGCAUCCGACUCCAGGCCUUUGACUUCUUGCUGCUGCUGCGGGCAGACUCACUGCACCGCCUGGGCCUGCCCAGCAAGGACGGCGCUGUGCGCUUCAGCCCCUACUGCCUGUGUGACUACAAGGAGCCUGAGCGUAGCACUGAGAAGAAGGCCAGCGGCCCCCUCUCACCACCCACGGGACCUCCAGGCCCAGCUCCCCCGGGCCCGGCCGUGCGGCUUGCCUACCUGCCCUACUCUCUGCUCUUCCGCGUCCUGCUGCAGUGCCUGAAACAGGAGAGCGACUGGAAGGUGCUGAAGCUGGUGCUCAGCAAGCUGCCGGCGUCUCUGCGCCACAAGGUCCUCGUCUCCACCUCCCCGUGCAGCGUCGACCAGCUGUCGGCCGCCCUCUGCUCCAUGCUUUCAGGCCCCAAGACCCUGGAGCGGCUGCGCGGCACCCCCGAGGGCUUCUCCAGAACUGACCUGCACCUCGCCGUGGUGCCCGUGCUGACGGCACUCAGCUCCUACCACGGCUACCUGGACAAAGCCAGACAGCGCGAGAUGGUGUACUGCCUAGAGCAAGGCCUCAUCUACCGCUGCGCCAGCCAGUGCGUGGUGGCGCUGGCCGUGUGCAGCGUGGAGAUGCCCGCCGUCAUCACCAAGGCCCUGCCCGUGCUCAUUGUCAAGCUCACCCACAUUUCGGCCACUGCCAGCAUGGCUGCCCCUCUGCUCGAGUUCCUGUCCACUCUGGCGCGGCUGCCGCAUCUCUACAGGAACUUCGCGGCAGAGCAGUAUGCCAGCGUGUUUGCCAUCUCCCUGCCAUAUACCAACCCGUCCAAGUUCAAUCAGUAUAUCGUGUGCCUGGCUCACCACGUCAUAGCCAUGUGGUUCAUCCGGUGCCGCCUGCCCUUCCGGAAGGACUUUGUUCCCUACAUCACGAAGGGCCUCCGCUCCAACGUGCUCCUCUCCUUCGAUGACACCCCCGAGAAGGACAGUUUCCGAGCCAGGAGCACCAGUCUCAACGAGAGGCCCCGGAGGGGCUCUUCGGGGCGGCGCGAUCCCCCUGGUAGUGUAAGGCCAGCCAGGUCCCCCAAACAAGGCUCGAGCCACUCUCGGCCCGUGAGAGAGCGCCCGGAAAGCAGCGCAGCCGAGGCCUUCCGCUGCCGCAGCGUCAGUGUGUCUGAGCAGGUGGUCCGCAGCAGGAUCCAGAGCUCGCUCACCAGCACCAGCCUGGGUUCUGCCGACGAGAACUCUGUGGCCCAGGCGGACGGCAGCCUGCGCACCCUCCACCUGGAGCUCACCGAGACGUGCCUGGACAUGAUGGCCAGAUACGUCUUCUCCAACUUCACCGCCGUGCCCAAGAGGUCCCCCGUGGGAGAGUUCCUUCUGGCUGGAGGCCGGACCAAGACCUGGCUGGUAGGGAACAAGCUGAUCACCGUGACGACCAGUGUGGGCACAGGCACGCGGUCACUGCUGGGCCUCGAGCCUGGCGAGCUGCAGGCUGGCCCCGAGCGCAGCACUGACCCCAGCCUGCUCGUGCGGCAGACCAAGGAGGCGCCGGCCAAGCUGGAGUCCCAGGCAGGAGCGCAGGUGUGCCGCGGGGCCCGCGACCGCGUCCGAUCCAUGUCAGGGGGCCAUGGCCUGCGUGUGGGGGCCCUGGAGACCCCACCCACCCACUCCCCAGGAGGCCCCAGUGCCUCUGGGCUGCAGACCCCACCAGUCACUAAGCCUGAGAAGGCCCCCACUGGAGCCCAGACGCCAAAGGAAAAGGCGAGCCUGGCAGCCUGCGUGCCCCUGCUGACCCAGGGCUGGGCCGAGAUCCUGGUCCGGAGGCCCACAGGGAACACGAGCUGGCUGCUGAGCCUGGAGAACCCGCUGAGCCCCUUCUCCUCCGACAUGGACAACAUGCCCCUGCAGGAGCUGUCCAAUGCCCUCAUGGCCGCAGAGCGCUUCAAGGAGCACCGGGACACCGCCCUGUACAAGUCGCUGUCGGUGCCAUCCACCAGUGCCGCUGCCGCCACGCCCUCCCCCCUGCCCCGCUCCAACACAGUGGCCUCUCUCUCCUCCCUGAGCCAGUCCAGUUGCCAAGGAAGGCUGCACAGGAGUGUGUCCUGGGCAGACUCCCCGGCAGUCUUGGAGGAGGGACGUGCAGCUCAGGAGAACAUGUCCACCGAGUCCCCCGAGCUGGACGACUUUGAGGCGGCCCCUGGUCCAGACAGGCGCUGCCGACGAGCUAGGACCUACAGCAGGUCAUCGUCCACCUCCAGCCAAGAGGAGAAGCCGCUGCGUGUGGAAGAGCGGGGGGCCAGCAGCAGCAUCCCCAUCUUGAGGGCUGGGGGUGGCCCACCCUGCGCAGACCUCCCCUUCCAGCCCUCGCAGCCCCUGAGCAAGUCCAGCUCCUCCCCUGAGCUGCAGACGCUGCAGGACGUCCUCGGGGAUGCAGGUCACAAAGCCGACGUGGGCCGACUGAGCCCGGAGGCCAAGGCCCGCUCACAGUCAGGGACCCUGAAUGGGGAGAGCGACCCCUGGCCAGCCCCAGGCGAGGAGGGCCGGGCCUGUGGCCCCUCCCAGCAUGAGAGCCCACCCCCCGCAGGCUCCCCUCGCUCCCCCGGUGGCCUGCGGCCCCGGGGCUACACAAUCUCCGACUCAGCCCCCUCGCGGCGGGGCAAGAGAGUGGAGAGGGACUCCUUCAGAGGCAGAGCCGCUGCCGCCAACGCCGAGAAGGUGCCAGGCAUCAACCCCAGCUUCGUGUUCCUGCAGCUCUACCACUCGCCCUUCUUUGGAGACGAGUCCAACAAGCCCAUUCUGCUCCCCAAUGAGUCCUUUGAGCGGUCAGUGCAGCUGCUCGACCAGAUCCCUUCCUACGACACACACAAGAUCGCUGUUCUCUAUGUGGGCGAGGGCCAGAGCAACAGCGAGCUGGCGGUCCUCUCCAACGAGCACGGCUCCUACAGGUACACGGAGUUCCUGACGGGCCUGGGCAAGCUCAUCGAGCUCAAGGACUGCCAGCCCGACAAGGUCUACCUAGGCGGCCUGGAUGUGGGCGGCGAGGACGGCCAGUUCACCUACUGCUGGCACGAUGACAUCAUGCAAGCCGUCUUCCACAUUGCCACUCUGAUGCCCACCAAGGACGGGGACCGGCACCGCUGUGACAAGAAGCGUCACCUGGGCAACGACUUUGUGUCCAUCGUCUACAACGACUCCGGGGAAGACUUCAAGUUAGGCACCAUCAAGGGCCAGUUCAACUUUGUGCACGUGAUGAUCACGCCCCUGGACUACGAGUGCAACCUGGUCUCCCUGCAGUGCCGCAGAGACAUGGAGGGCCUGGUGGACACCAGUGUGGCCAAGAUAGUGUCUGACUGCAACCUGCCCUUCGUGGCCCGCCAGAUGGCUCUGCACGCCAACAUGGCCUCCCAGGUCCACCAUAGCCGCUCCAACCCCACCGAUGUCUACCCCUCCAAGUGGAUCGCCCGGCUUCGCCAUAUCAAGCGCCUGCGCCACCGGAUCCGGGAGGAGGCCCACUGCCUGAACCCCAGCCUGCCCCUGGUGCAGACACAGCCCUCGGCCCCCACUAAGACUCAAGCUGAGCCCACGCCCACUUACGAGACGGGCCAGAGGAAGCGCCUCAUCUCCUCCGUGGACGACUUCACUGAGUUUGUCUGACACUGGGCUGGGGCCGGCCCCCUGGUCCUGCCUGCACGACCCCAUCUUUCCGUCUCACGUGCAAAUCAAUAAAGGUCGUGUGGCCCUCCUCGCCCAGGCACACGCUCGGACACACA
Molecule: messenger RNA, 5660 nt
Organism: Echinops telfairi (small Madagascar hedgehog)
Lineage: Eukaryota; Metazoa; Chordata; Mammalia; Afrosoricida; Tenrecidae
Gene: TSC2
Product: TSC complex subunit 2
Exons: 42
Coding region: 82-5544 (1820 amino acids)
Biological process (GO): negative regulation of TOR signaling; negative regulation of phosphatidylinositol 3-kinase/protein kinase B signal transduction; regulation of cell cycle
Cellular component (GO): cytoplasm; nucleus; TSC1-TSC2 complex
Molecular function (GO): GTPase activator activity
Source: RefSeq, a predicted model, not a curated record